AUGGCGUCCGCGGCAGGCGACGGGACGAGGCGGAAGACGGCGUGCGUCACCGGAGGGAACGGCUACAUCGCGUCGGCGCUGGUCAAGACGCUGCUGGAGAAAGGGUACGCCGUGAAGACCACCGUCAGAAACCCCGAUGACAUGGAGAAGAACUCGCAUCUCAAGGAUCUGCAGGCGCUCGGCCCCUUGGAGGUCCUCCGUGCAGACCUCGUCGAAGAGGGCAGCUUCGACGGCGCCGUCGCCGGCUGCGACUACGCCUUCCUCGUCGCCGCUCCGGUGAACCUCUACGCAGAGGACCCUGAGGUGAACGACGUGAUCGAGCCGGCCGUGCACGGAACCCUCAACGUGUUGAGGUCGUGCGUGAGAGCGGGCACGGCGUACCCUGUGUCCAAGGUGCUUCUGGAGAAGGCGGCGUGCGCGUUCGCGCUGGAGCAUGGCAUCAGCCUGGUCACUGUGUGCCCCGUCGUCACGGUGGGCGCGGCGCCCGCGGCGAAGGUCAACACCAGCGUGCCCGACAUCCUCUCCCUGCUGUCCGGCGAUGAUGCGAGGAUCAGCAAACUUGAGUUCAUCGAGAGGGUGACCGGCGCGAUCCCGAUGGUCCACAUCGACGACCUCUGCCGCGCCGAGCUGUUCCUCGCCGAGGAAAAGGCGGCGUCGGGGCGGUACAACUGCGGCAGCGUCAACACCACCGUCGUGGGGCUCGCCCGCUUCCUGGCGGCCAAGUACCCGCAAUACAAUGUCAAGACCGACCGGUACGCCGGUCUCACCGAGAAGCCGAGAGUCUGCAUUUCGUCGGCGAAGCUCGUCGGGGAAGGGUUUGAGUUCAUGUAUAAGACCCUGGACGAGAUAUACGACGACGUCGUCGAGUACGCCAGAGAAACAGAGCCCUGUGCUAGAGCUAUUGCCAGGAGAAGAGAGCUCAGCUCGGUAGUGAUCAUCGGCGAUAUGGCGACGAGGAGGAAGACGGCGUGCGUCACCGGCGGCAGCGGGUACAUCGCGUCGGCGCUGGUGAAGAUGCUGCUGGAGAAGGGAUACGCCGUCAAGACCACCGUCAGAAACCCCGAUGACGCGGAGAAGAACGCGCAUCUCAAGGCCUUGGCAGCGCUCGGCUCCUUGGAGGUCUUCCGCGCCGAUCUGAACGAGGAGGGCAGCUUCGACCACGCCGUCGCCGGCUGCGACUACGCCUUCCUCGUCGCCGCUCCGGUGAGCCUCAUGCCAGAGAACCCUGAGAAAGACGUGAUCGAGCCGGCCGUCCACGGGACCCUGAACGUGAUGAAGUCGUGCGUGAGAGCGGGGACGGUGAAGCGAGUGGUCCUCACAUCGUCGGUGGCGGGGGUGUCCAGCCGGCCGCUGGAAGGCGACGGCCAUGUCCUUGACGAGGAAUCCUGGUCCGACGUGGAGUUCCUCAGAUCAACAAAGACCGAUGAGACGGUGAUGCAUGCUCGCGUCGCGCAGGCGUACUCCGUCUCGAAGGUGCUUGUGGAGAAGGCGGCGAUGGCGUUCGCGGAGGACAAGGGCAUCAGCCUGGUCACCGUGUGCCCGGCCGUCACGGUGGGCGAGGCGCCGGCGGCGAACGACCUCACCAGCGUCAGCAUCAUCCUCUCCCUGCUGUCCGGGGAUGAUGCGUAUGCCGGCGCCCUGGAGCACAUCGAGAGGGCGACGGGCUCGAUCCCGAUUCUGCACAUCGAGGACCUCUGCCGAGCGGAGAUGUUCGUGGCCGAGGAGGAGGCCGCGUCGGGGCGGUACAUCGUCUGCGGCCUCAACCCCACCGCCGUCGAGAUUGCCCGCUUCUUGGCUGCCAACUACCCGCAGUACAAGGUCAAUACAGAUAGGUUCAGAGAUCUCCCUGAGAAGCCGAGAGUCUGCAUUUCGUCGGCGAAGCUCGUCAAGGAAGGGUUUGAGUACAAGUACAAGAACCUGGACGGAAUAUAUGGCAGCGUCGUCGAGUAUGGAAGGGCCUUGGGAAUCCUUCCCUACUAA
Triticum turgidum subsp. durum (durum wheat) is the source of this 1980-nucleotide messenger RNA. The record is from the annotation of a GenBank genome assembly. Lineage: Eukaryota; Viridiplantae; Streptophyta; Magnoliopsida; Poales; Poaceae.